CUUGGCGCAUGCGCGGUGCGUCAGGGGGGCGAGCAUCAUGGCGGCGGCUGUGGCGGCGGCGUCUUCGUCCUCGUCGCCGGGCUUCUCUCCGCCUUCGCCGCCUCCUCCUCCGGCGACGGGGGGCCGCCUGGCGCUGGAGGCGCUGCUGCCGGGGCUGCUGCGGGGCGCUUCUCCGGCGCUGCCUCCGCCAGGCCUGCCCGGGCUGAUCCGAUGCGCCAGGGAAUGCGGGGCCGCGCGCGCCCAGGCAUCGCCUUCCUUGGGCGGCCUCCUCAGCGUCAGCAACGCCCGGCUGGGAAGCAUCAAGACCCGGUUCGAGGGCCUGUGCCUCCUCUCGCUCCUGGUGACGGAGAGCAGCACCGAGACCUUCAGCCAGAACUGCCUGCCGUGGCUCCGGAGCCUCCAGCACCUCAUCCAGUCCCAGGACCCUCCCCCCACCAUGGAGCUGGCGGUGCUGAUCCUGGGGGACCUGCUGGAGUUCUCCUGCCAGCUGCCGGACCUGGCGCGCGAGAUCGGCACCAACCACAUCCCCGGCCUCCUCACCUCCCUCCUGGCCCUCAAGCCCCAGUGCCAGCUCUCCGCCCUGGAAGGAAGCAAGGCCUGCAUGACCUUCUACCCCCGGGCCUGUGGCUCCUUGCGAGGCAAACUGGCGGCCUUCUUCCUCUCCUGCGUGGACGCAGAAGUGCCUCGCUUGCAACAGCUGGCCUGCGAAUGCUACGCCCUGCUUCCCUCGCUGGGCGCCGGCUUCAUGCAGGGCCUCAAAUACACCGAGUGCUGGGAGCAGCAGGCCCACUGCCUCCUGGCCACCCUCCACAGCCUGCUGGGGACCCUCUACGAGGGGGCCGAGACAGACCCCCUCCAUUACGAGGGUCCCGGCAUGGAGAUGGGGCUGCCCCCCUCCGAGGACGGGGAGACCGGCUUCCUCCUGCAGCUGCGCCAGCGCUUCUCGGGGCUCCUCCGGUGCCUCUGCAACAUGCUCAGCAAGGAGUUUGUGGCCCCGGUCACGGUCCCCGUCCAAGACAUCCUGGACCUCGUCUGCCGGGCCCUGGACAUCAACACCAAAAACAUUAGCUGGUUUGGGGACGGCCCCCUGAGGAUGCUCUUCCUGCCCUCCGUCCACCUGGAGGCCCUGGACCUCCUCUCGGCCCUCAUCUUGGCGUGUGGCCCUCGCCUGGUGCGCUUUGGGGGGACCCUCCGCAGGCUCUUCCCGCAGGUCCUGGGCACCUGGGGCGCCGGGAGGGAGCUCUUCCCCGCCGGGCAGGAGCGGCCCUACAGUGCCGUCCGGACGCGUCUCUACCAGGUGCUGGACCUUUGGGUGCAGGUGGCCGGAGCGUCCUCGGGGGUCCUUCAGGGGCAGAGGACCCCCAGCGACGAGGCCUUGCUGGGCCACCUUCUCAGCGACAUCAGCCCCCCAACGGAGACGCUCAAGAUGCGCGAGGGGCGUACCCCUUCUGACGGGAAGCCCAGCGCCCCCAAGAAGCCCAAGCUCUCCUCGUCCGAAGUGGGGGGCCUGGGGGGCUCCCUCCAGCAGAAGCACGACCCCGGGGCCAACAGCAGCGUCUGCUUGGCCGCUUUGCAAGUCCUGAGCCGCACGGUCCUCCUCUCCGGGAGCCUCAUCAAGGAGCAGACCCACAAGCGCCUGCAGGAGCUGACGGUGGUGCUGCUGGUGCGUCUGGGGCAGGCCGAGAGCCCCCCGGGGUCCCCCUUGGCCAGCGCCGCCUGCCGCCGGGAGAUGUACCGCCUGCUGCUGGCCCUGGCCCUGGCCCCCGCCCCCUCCGCCCCCGCACCGCUACACUGCGCCCUCCGCCUCCUCAGCCAGGGACGGGCAGACCCCAACCUCCAGGUGUCGUCCUUCUGCGCAGAGGCCCUGACCGUCUGCAACGCGCUCCUCCACCCGCGGGUGCCCUCCUUGCAGAUGCCUCUGGCCGGACCCCCGGGCCCGCUCCCCAACGGCUCCUCCGAGGCCUCCCCCUCUGCGGCCUCCCCCUCCCCCUUCCGCCCUGCGCCCCCUCUGCCCUUCUCGGCCCCCCGCUUCCCCCCCACACUGCCCCCCGUGGUGGCCGCGGCCUCCUCCCCCUCCUCGGCCACCACGGCCCCGCCCUCCUCCUCCUUGGCGGGCCUUCUCCCCUUGACCGGUUUACCCCCCUCCGCGGCCCCGCUGGCGCCUCCCCGGCUGACCCCCGAGGAGCCCCCCUUCCUGCCCCCCUCCCCCUCGACGGCCGCGGAGGUGGCGGCCCUGGCGGCGGGGGCCAAGCUGCGCCGCUCGGUCUUCGUCCACUACGACAAGGAGGAGGAGGACGACGUGGAGAUCUCCCUGGACAGCGACUCGGACGACAGCGUGGUCAUCGUGCCCAAGGGGCAGCCAGGGAGGGCGCCCAACGGGACCGCGGACGCCACCCCCGCUCCCCCCCGUGGCCCCCCUCACCUUGCCCUUGCUGCCCCCCGCGCUGACCGCCGGACCCUCCUCCUCGUCCUCGCCCCCCUCCCUCGCCCAGGAGGAGGCCCCCCCUGAGCCCCCUGCUGCCCCUCCCUCCGGUGGCGGCCCCCCCCGCCCCCCACCCCUCCUCCCGUUGCUUCCGCCGCCGCUCUGACCGCCCUCCCCCCGGCCCCCUCCUUGCCGUCGACGUCCCCCUCGGUGGCCAUGAUGCUGCCCCCUUCUCCGGCCGCGGCCCCCGCGUCCAGCGAGCCCCUGCUCCCCGCCCUGGUCGAAGAGGACCCCACCGUCAUCAACAUCAACAGCAGCGAGGAGGACGAGGAGGACGAGGAGGACUUCCCUGAAGAAGAGGAGGAGGACUUCUUCGAGGAGGAGGACGACGAGGAAGAAGAGUUUGACGAGGAGGAGGAGGGCGAGUUUGGAGAGAUGGAUGACGAGAUGGACGACGAGGAGCUGGAAGAGCUGGAAGAGGAGGACGAGGAGGACUUUGACGAGGAGGAAGGCCUGACGGAGGAGGAGGAGGAAGGGAUGACGGAGGAGGAGGAGGAGGAGGAGGAAGGGAUGAUGCCCGCCUUGCGCCACCGCAGCGAAGAGGAGGAGGACGAGGAGCCCCCCGAACUGCUCCCCGGGAAAGGGGAGCCCCCCAAAUUGGUCCUGAGGGAGGAAGCGGAAGAGGAGGAGGAGGAGGAGGAGGAGGAGGAAGAGGGGGGCGGCGCAGGGCUGCUCAUGGAGGUGGAGGAGGAGGCCUUCCGCCCAAACCAAGGCUCUGGGAACGAAGGCCAGGAGCAGGACCGGGGAAAGGCAGCCGUGGCCGCCGGGGCAGAACACCCAGUGGCCAUCAAGGAAGAGGAAGAGGAGGAAGAUGACGUCCAGCUUGCAAAGGCAGAGGAGGCCUCUCCGGCCGCGGUCCCAGAGGUCUCUGCUCUCCCGUCGUUGCCACCUUCGGCGAAAGAGAAGGACGGUGAAGCCCCAGGGAAGCCGGAAUUGGCACCUGUUCCUCAGAAGGAGGAGAAGAAAGAGGAGAAGGAGGAGGAGGAGGAAGAGGAAGAAGAGGAGCCAGUGGCCGGGAGCAGCAGCGGCAGCACCAGUAAGGGUCCCGGAGGAGGAGGAGGAGGAGGUCACGAAACCAGGAGGUCCAGGAGAGAGGCGGAGAAGGCCCUGACCAAGGAGGUGCCCAAGGAGGAGGUCCUGGAAGUGAAGGAGGACCAGGAGGAGGAGGCGGCAGCGCUGGACGAGACGGAGUCCAUGCUGGCGGACUUUGUGGACUGCCCUCCGGAUGACGAGAAGGGCUCCCCUGACCCUUGACCCCGAGGCCGGAAAAGGGGGGAGGGGUCUGUUGCCUUGAGCCUCCUCAAGACCUGCUCUGCUUAUUGGGUGUUUUGUUUAUUCUUAAGGGAGGGGGAUGUUGUGGGUCAGGGAUGUUUUGUUUUGUUUUUUACAUUGCCAUCUUCAAUAAAGACUUUUUUGUUUA
Messenger RNA from Anolis carolinensis (green anole), 3902 nucleotides. RefSeq names its product proline, glutamate and leucine rich protein 1 (gene pelp1). NCBI's taxonomy places the organism in Eukaryota, Metazoa, Chordata, Lepidosauria, Squamata, Anolidae. The record is from RefSeq and is a predicted model, not a curated record. Gene Ontology annotation, cellular component: nucleus. Gene Ontology annotation, biological process: rRNA processing.